Messenger RNA from Ruditapes philippinarum (Manila clam), 952 nucleotides. Its product is annotated as complement C1q-like protein 2. NCBI's taxonomy places the organism in Eukaryota, Metazoa, Mollusca, Bivalvia, Venerida, Veneridae. The transcript has 5 exons. The record is from RefSeq and is a predicted model, not a curated record. The coding region runs from base 159 to 767 and encodes 202 amino acids. Gene Ontology annotation, molecular function: protein binding.
ACCAAUCAACUAAAUAUUAUAUCAAGUUGUCGAUUGAAUUUGUAUUUGUUCAAUUGUCGUUCAUAUAUCCGGGUGGGGAUUGUGCAUGUUUAUAUUUUAGACGGAUUAUCAAUUUCAACUUUUAAAGAAGUAUAUCAUCUGGAGAAUAUUGGUGAGUCAUGAAUUAUCCAGUUUUUAUUUUGCUUCUGGUGGCAGUAGCUUCGGCUCGAUCGGUUGAAGAGUUAUCCAUUGAAAGCAAUAGCAUGGACAAAGAUGUAAAUCUGGAAACUGUUUCAGAGGAUACUACUGAUAUAUCAGAACUGGGAGCUUCAACAGUAAAAGACCCAGACAAUGGUUUAAGUUCGUGGUAUGGAGGAAGUAAAAUUGCAUUUUCUGCAUUUCUCAGCAAACGUUACGAUCUUCUUGGAAAAGGGCAACAUGUGAAAUUCGACAAAGUGUUACUGAAUGAUGGGGACGGGUAUGAAGCAGUAACAGGGGUGUUCAGAACACAAACGACUGGGGUUUAUGUGUUUACGUACGCCAUAGCACAGAGAAGUAAAAAUGAGGUCCGUGUUAAUCUUAUGUACAACGGUAAUAUUGUCAAUGGAGCUGUUGCAGAAGGUGUGAGCACAUAUCAUGAUGUUCAGGGUACAAAUACAGCAAUAAUACACGUGGUUAAGGGAAAGCCAGUUUGGAUUGAGGCUGCAUCACAAGGUGCUCUGGAGGGAAACGAUGGUGACGGCCGAUACACUACAUUCAGUGGUUUCUUGUUGUACGCUAGAAAUUAACUUUGAUUGAUAUGAGACUAACAUUACUCCAAAAUAAUUGGUUUUGACCACGUUCUGUUACAGAGACACAAUUCUUGUGUAAAACUAUAUUCUUAUAUUGACCAAUUCUUACUAUUUAUUUAUUGAAUUAUUGAUAAUGCUAUAAAGUAAAAUACUUUCCUUGAAAAAAAACUUUUAUCACAAAA